Molecule: messenger RNA, 598 nt
Organism: Tripterygium wilfordii
Lineage: Eukaryota; Viridiplantae; Streptophyta; Magnoliopsida; Celastrales; Celastraceae
Product: putative peptidyl-tRNA hydrolase PTRHD1
Exons: 2
Coding region: 18-536 (172 amino acids)
Molecular function (GO): peptidyl-tRNA hydrolase activity
Source: RefSeq, a predicted model, not a curated record
GUACCAACUACCAUGUCAUGGCGUCUCUUCUCUCAGCUCGCCCAUUCACUCCGCCUCUCCGCCAUUUCAACUUCAGUCGAUGUCCUUCUCCGCUUGUCAGGAAUUGGAGACAGAGUCGAGUGAGUCUGAGCUCAAUGAAUCAACCCGAGAGCGACUCCAAGACUGAAGGUCCUCCGAAAGAGGACGUUCUGGUACAGUACGUUGUGCUCCGGCGAGACCUAAUUGACACGUGGCCUCUGGGGAGCGUGGUUACACAGGGCUGCCAUGCCUCCGUCUACGCAAUCUGGUUCCAUAAGGACGACUCUCACACUGCUCAGUAUUGUAGCCCUGAAAACAUCGAUUCUAUGCACAAGGUUACACUUGAGGUGAAAGGAGAAGCGCAAAUCUUGAACUUGUCAGACAAGCUCACUGCUGGUGGCAUUGCUCAUAAACUGUGGAUUGAACAGCCUGAGAACAUACCAACAUGCCUUGCUACAAAGCCCUACCCCAAAUCUUCAGUGUCAUCGUUCUUUAAAAAGCUAAAACUUUGUAAGUGAUGCAACUUUACCAGUGUCAUUGUUCUUUAUGAGCCUUAAUAGUAUUGCAAAAUUUGUAUUUA